ACGAAGACGUGGCGCGAGGUGGCGCCUAUGCAUGAACGCAGACGCAACUUAGCUGUGGCAGUUCUGGGAGAGAUGGUUUACGCCAUGGGUGGUUGUGUUUAUGGUCAGCAACACGAAACGGCGGAGCGAUACGACUACAGGACGAACCAGUGGUCUUUUAUCGCUCCUAUGAACUCGCAGCGGUGGAACACAAGUGCGGCUGUGCUAAAUGACAAAAUAUACGUCGCUGGUGGAUAUUCUAAAUUUUAUAAUUAUUUGAACACUGUGGAAGUGUAUGACCCAGUCACCAACCAAUGGACGUUCGUUGCGAAAUUGCGUUUUGAACGUGUAGGUAAUUCUUGUGUCGUCUUCCACGGCAGUCUGUACGUCCUAGGAGGAUGUUAUAAUGCGCGAGACAAUCUCAGCACCGAAAAGUAUGACCCAGAAAAAGACACGUGGACCGAGAUGCCUGAUAAGUGCGUCUCACGUGGCUACUCAGAAGCAGAAGUGAUCGACGAUAUGAUGUUUGUCAUCGGUGAAGAUCAAGACGUGGACACUAACUUCAGUGCCAGAUGUUUCGAUGACAAGAAAAAUGAAUGGUACCAGGCGACAAAAUGCAAUGUUUGCAGAUACGGGAUGUCGAUAUCUGUCGUCAAGAACCUACCGAAUGCAAAAGAUUACGCCUACAAACACAGGGACAAAUUGAUGGAGGAGAAACGUAAGAAAAUGUUGGCUUUGGGAAACUCGGCGGAAGCAAGCCAUUGAUUACAGCUUCUACGAACACAUUAUUUUUGAUUACGUUCCUCUAGAAAAUAGUGAAUAAUAGUGGGAUUUUAUGCAAUAGCAAAGAAGGGAAAUAAAGAGAAUUAUUUUAUGCAGCAAAGAACGAAAAAUUAUUUGUCCUCGUUAUUUUCUGCUCAAGAAGUCUUAUUGACACUAAAUUAUUUUAAAGGCGUUUCAAUGUAUCCAAAAUAAUAUUAUCCAUGAACACAUAGCAGUUUGACUUUGUGUCUUGUACUAAAUCCAUUUGAGGUUUCAAUUUUCGAGUUACGAAAGCGCCUUCAUUGUAUUAGGGUAAGUGGGGGGAAAUGCGUCACCUUAAGGGAAAAUGAAAUUUUGUUGCUUCAUGAACAUCGUUUACAGAAACUUCAUUACAAAGGCAACACACGUCAAUUUUGUAUUAAUUUCUUAUCUACGUGUGAUUUUAAAAAAAUUGCGAAAGUGCAUUUGGCUGAGUUGCCCCGAUAUACCGGGAAAUUCUGUCAUCUUUCUGAGGAAUUACGCCCUUAACAAAUGCCGUAUAGACAAAGACGAUCCUUUCAGUUAACAGAUGUAUUUAUUUAUUCAUGGUAUUUAAUACGAUACUCUUAAGUACUUGAUGUAUAAGUACAGAAUAUUAUCACAAAAUACACAAAAAUAUGAACUUCAAUUUAGUUUAGACACAUAAAGAGUAAAAGAAAAUGUGACAUCUGUAAUGAAAUGGGGUACUCAUAGCAUGUUUCCGAGAUGCAGUCAAAUUCUGUAUCAGCUUAACAGAUCAUACGCCAGGGCUCAAAAAUCUUUAUGCCGACACACUGCCUGGCACUCGGGCAAUACCGCACAAUAAAGAACCAUUACCUCAGACGUUGUUAACGUAACACAUUAUUUAUUCCCGCCCGAGCCCAGUAUGUAACAAGACUGCAUAAUCAGAGAAAUAGAUAUGCACAUUUGUACUUUCAAAUGUUAUCGUCUAACGAAUGUCCAUAACAAUGAUCGGCUGGUUAAUGCCAUGUAGGGAAGUUAUCUCUUUUUGUUCUGAGAAUCUACAAAACCCAUAAUUACACAUUGUGAUUGUUAAUGCAGGCUUUCCUUUCUGUUAACACUGAGUUUUAAGAAUGUAAACUCUUUAAAACAAUCAGUAUCACCUUGACUCAAUGUCAUUAUGGAGGCGAGCGAUCUUCAUUAGCAGAAAGUUAUUACUACGUAACUAAACAUUAGUUAAGUACUGUUCUCAUUUUCCAAAACCAUGUUGAGUGUGGCCUUUGUCACAAUGGUGUUUCACAUCCUGAGAAU
This is a messenger RNA of Zootermopsis nevadensis, 2031 nucleotides long. NCBI's taxonomy places the organism in Eukaryota, Metazoa, Arthropoda, Insecta, Blattodea, Termopsidae. The record is from RefSeq and is a predicted model, not a curated record.